Molecule: messenger RNA, 2064 nt
Organism: Trifolium pratense (red clover)
Lineage: Eukaryota; Viridiplantae; Streptophyta; Magnoliopsida; Fabales; Fabaceae
Exons: 1
Coding region: 1046-1780 (244 amino acids)
Source: RefSeq, a predicted model, not a curated record
CAAAACAUGAGAAUCACCACUAGUAACAGAUGCAUAACCAAUAAUAGUAUCAAUAUCUAACAAGUAUCUACCUACUAUCUAUGCAUCAAAGUUCAAGAAAAUACCUCGCAUUGUGUUUAAAGAAACUCACUCAUACCUUGAACUUUACGAGCUUUCCGUCACCAAGAUGAACAACUCCACCUUCAACUAGCUCUAGAGAUUCAAAAGUAUUUCUUCUUCAAACACAUGUGAUAGGAGCUUCCAAAGUUCAUGACUCAACACUCCACUGAUUCUCAACUUCCACUAGCACCUCUGCAUCCUCAUGAUAAGUUGUUGUUUCAGACGUAACCCGAGUAUUGUUAGCACCGCCUCUCCAGACUGAUGUCGAGUAUUAUUAUCACCGCCUCUCCAGGCUGGCCUUGUGUAACCCUGAUUGCAUCAGUGCAUCCUUGACUUAAUAUUUCACAAGCCAAACAUGAUUCUUCCAUCAAUUUUCUCUAGCCUAAACUUCACAAUAGAACUCCCUCCUCCUGAAUCAAACCAAGAGCUCUGAUACCAGUUGUUGGAAAAAACCGGCAUAGAGAAAAUAAAAGAACGCAAUCAACAACACAAGAAUAUAACGUGGAAACUCCAAAUCGGAGAAAAAAACCAUGGUCGUUGUCAAAACCGACAACCAGAGAAUAAACACUAUGUGAAAAUUGUUACAACACAUAGACUUCACUCUCAAUCACCCCAUGCCCCAAUACACCCACACUCUCCAAAGUAAAUAUUUGAACUACAUCUCAAAUACUCUUAAACAAGAGCAUAAGAGAAAAGCAAAAAAGACACAAAUAUAAACUUAAAGUGUUUACAAGUGUUACUGCUUGGUGCAAUUAUAAACAGAACUUAGGUCCAUUCUAUAGCCUUGAUUCCCUUAUUGCUUCACCAUUAUAAGCGAUGUGGGAUUUCUUCAAUAUAAUUUCUUUGACCUUUUUUUUUUUUUCUUCAUUAGCAAUGUGGGACUUACAUUGCAAUCAAUCCCAACAAUUUUGUCAAGGGGGGGUACCAUAAGAUCAAGACUUCAUUUAUGCUAAUCAAUCCUUUUACCAUAAUAAAGAUAAUCAAUGCAGCACCCUCCUUUGAAACUUCCACUAUUCUUUAUUCCAUGCGUGUAUUGCUUGCUUUUAGCAAAUGCUCUAAGGAAUUUGUUUUUGUGGUUUUAUGCACACAAACCAACUAUUUGCGUGUCUAUCAAUCUCGAAACUGUGGUUGGGUUACUUUUUCUUCAAAGAUUGGAAAUCAAGAGUGGGUUGUUCACUUUGUGGUUUUGCAUAAUGUAAUAUACCUUGUCACUAACAAGGCCAACAUAGGGGUACUCAGUUUGAAUUCUCCAAAUAUUAAAUUUCUAAAACUGAAGAGUACUCCUAAUGUAACUAACAUAAACUUUAAGUUGGUUAAUUGUGAUGAGCAACUUUUAGUGGUUGAUUCAAGGUGCCAUCAAAUAAGGAAUGUAUACAAGAUAGACUUCUCCACCAUGAGUUAUGUCAAACUGGAAACUUUGGGAGACAUGGCAUUAUUUUGUAAUGUCCGUACUACGAAGACGGACUGUUAUGCAUUGAACAAUCCGAACAGGUGGGGAUAUGAGAGCAACUCUGUGUAUGUCACCACUGAAUCAACUACCAUGUGCAAAGUUUAUUCAGCAGAUGAUAAAAAAUUGCAAAAAUACAUUAAGCUUCCAACUCUUGGUAAAUCAAAUCACUACAUCUAUGAUUGGUGUUUUAAACAUCUACUACACGAGAUAGAUUAUUCUCUGGUUGGGUGACAGGCAUAGUGUACACCGUGUUACUUAUGGUCUUUGGGAGAAAUUUCCUCUUCAAUGUCUCCUUAGGUAGCUGUCCCCCCUUGUUUGGUCUUUGUCAUUGUGAAUUUUGUAAUUGGAGUAAAUAUACUCUCUUUUUGGUAGUGGUUCUUAGGUGUAUUUUAGUGCCUAAGGGCUGUUUUUGGGCGGUGUUUGGCUUAUGCUGUUUCUAAUUUUCAUUUAAGUGUAGAAUUGCUGAAAUUGUGUCUGCAUUACUGCUGGAUCAAUGAAAGUUUAUUUGAAUGUUU